Molecule: messenger RNA, 1719 nt
Organism: Owenia fusiformis
Lineage: Eukaryota; Metazoa; Annelida; Polychaeta; Sabellida; Oweniidae
Source: the annotation of a GenBank genome assembly
GUGAUUUCAUCUGGAAUACUGUGAACUUCAUUUGAAAAAAACUGGCCGCCGUGUCAUAAAUUUAUUGAAUAUUUUAAAAAUCGCCAGAUAAAUAAAUCAUUAAUUAAAACGGAACCAUACGCCUCCGUUCGAGCCCCGUGCCUUAGAGAUUUCCCUAAAAGUGACGUCAUCUUGGAAAAUACCAACAUGGAAGCCGAAUCUUCACGUGUGGAAUUUGUAGAAGAAAACGGGAUAAAAGUACGAGUAGAACACAAUCAUGAUAAACCUGGCAAGUGCAAAACAUUCUUCAACCCCAAAAUGAAAAUUUGUAGAGAACUGGUUGUGAGUGCAUUGGCAGCCAUGAUAGAUAGUACAGACAGAAAACUACCACUGCAAGCAUUGGAUUCAUUUGGAGCAACAGGUAUUCUCGGGAUGUUGUUGAAGGCCAAAUUUGGAGACAAUGUAGAUGUAUCCAUUAAUGACCUUGAUCCUGUCUCCAUGGAAAACAUAAAGGUGAACUGCCAGGAGAAUAAUCUCAAGGUUAAAGAUGGAGGUCAAGGUCAAAUAGAGGUCAUAAAUCUAGAUGCCAGGAUAUUGUUGCAUCAGCGCCAAUAUGACUUUGUAUGCUUAGAUCCCUAUGGAACUGUUGCUCCAUUUCUUGAUCCUGUCUUCCACAAUGUACGCAACAAGGGAGUUGUUGUUCUUGUGUCUACUGACGUAGCAGGAAUAUACGGAAAAUUCCCCAAUGUAGCUGAGAGAAACUAUGGCUCUUAUUUGGUCAAAACGGAUUAUUUUAAAGAGUUGGCAGCCAGGGUGGUUAUAGGAGCAGCCAUGAGGUCAGCAGCUCGUUGUAACAAAGGACUUGAAGUCCUAUGCACUGUGGCUGUGGAGCAUUUUGUGCUGACUGUUGUCAAGAUAUGUAGAGGACCUACACAUGCUGAUCGAUGUUUACCUAAAGUGCAUAAACUCAUACAUUGUCACAUGUGUCAAGAUAGAGCCUUUUAUCCAGAGACACAUACGCCUAUAGAGAAUCCCUACUCAUUGCUCCAGUGUGUAUGUAAACAAGAGAACCUUGGAAAAACUGCUGUGGAGUUGGGACCUUUCUGGAGUGGCCCACUGUACAACACUGAGUACUUACACCACAUGCUCCAAUCAGCUCACAAUCUGCAGUUCUCCCAGAGGCUAAAGUCACUGUUAGAGACUCUUAUUGUUGAAUCUCUCUGCCUGGGGAAAACAUACAAAAUGCCAUCUUUUGAUAAACCCAAGAACCAAAAUCGUCAAGCAACUGAAGAUAAUAGCAGCAUUUCCAAUUCAGAAAGUAAUGAACUAUGUCACAAAGAUGUUCAAUCACUUGAACAGAAUAGUACAUCAUCAACUCAGGGAAAUAGUGAUAAAACUGAUAUUAACAAUGCUAAUGGUGAAACAGAUGAAGGGAGUCAUCAGACAUCUAAUGGAGGAAAGAGACCUCUAGAAAAAGAUGAUUCAUCAACUGAAAGUAAAACAAAGAAACUGAAAUUAGAUGUUGGAUCUAAUGGAUUGGAUAUGCCCCUGUUUUUCCAAAAUGUCCAUACAAUGAUGCUAAAGGGAUGUGAUUUACCCAAGGCCAACAAGCUUGUCGCAAUGCUACAUACAGAGGGAUACAGAGCAGCUAGGACACAUUUUGAGCCACAUGCAGUACGCACUAAUGCCACCCUCACACAACUUGCUGACAUCAUCAAGAGACACUGGCCCAGCAAAUAG